UCGACGCACUGGAUAACCGCGUGCGAUUUAAGUAUAUUCAUUAUCUUCCCCCCUUUUCAACUUGUAGUGACGAGCUGCUUCAAUUUGAUUCUAGGGCAUGUACUUCUGUGGUUAGGAAAUUUAUCAUUCAAGACUAUUUGUGUAUUAAUCAAAAGAAAACUAAAAUGGAUAUUGAGGAGCUUAAGAAGAUGGAAGAUGAAGAAUCUUCUGUCAUGAAAACGAUGAAAGGGGCAACCACCGGGUUUGUUGCUGGCACUGUUUGGGGUAUGGUUGUUGCUACUUGGCAUGAUGUACCCCGUGUCGAAAGAAGUAUUGCACUUCCUGGUUUGAUCCGGACACUGAAGAUGAUGGGUAACCAUGGAGCAACGUUUGCUGCUAUUGGUGGAAUUUACAUGGGGGUGGAGCAGUUAACACAGAAGCAGCGUAUGAAAAGAGACUAUAUUAAUGGAGCAGUUGGAGGAUUUGUUGCUGGUGCCACUGUCUUUGGCUUCAAAGGGAGGAGCGUUUCAUCAGCCUUGUCUGCAGGAGGUACAUUCGCAGCCACUUCUGCCAUCCUCGAAGUAUUAGGUAUUGAGAAAAGGGAGACUGGCAGGGUUAAUUAUGUCUACACCCGCGAGAAAAGGCCUAACCCGAAUGUCAACUAGAUACUGAUGAUGCAGUUCCAGUUGAGCUCUUUGUGAAACAACACUGUACUGAGCUUUGUUUUGUGUUGCUCCCCCUUUUCUUACCAUUAAAGAUGGUAAAUGACCAGUUUAAAUAAAUUUCAUGUACUUUUUUUGAAGAGGACAAUCAUUAUUUACGCAGAAUUUGUGGUUAAAACAUUGGCCUGUGACAUGUAAGUUAUUUGGUGUUGGAUAUUUGUUUUUGCAAA
Salvia splendens (bonfire salvia) is the source of this 871-nucleotide messenger RNA. Its product is annotated as outer envelope pore protein 16-3, chloroplastic/mitochondrial-like. Gene Ontology annotation, biological process: protein insertion into mitochondrial inner membrane. The transcript is spliced from 3 exons. Gene Ontology annotation, cellular component: TIM22 mitochondrial import inner membrane insertion complex; chloroplast. The coding region runs from base 165 to 644 and encodes 159 amino acids. NCBI's taxonomy places the organism in Eukaryota, Viridiplantae, Streptophyta, Magnoliopsida, Lamiales, Lamiaceae. The record is from RefSeq and is a predicted model, not a curated record.